GCCACUCCAAAAGCUAAAGAUGAUACCGUGUCAUUAACUGAAACAGUAAAGGGGUAUACUUCGGCUAUUAAAGCAGAGGAAAUUUCAGACAUUGCCAACGCCAAUAUUCUCGAUCAUGAGAUGGCCGAACACCUAGAAAACAAGCCAAAGAAGACUUUAGAAGAAAUGUAUGCGUUAAGCCGGUAUCAUAUUGCAGAUUGCUAUGGGAUGGCACCGGAAUCUUUAACAGAGGAAUUUAUCAAAGAUUAUGGUAAAUAUGAUCAUAUGAAAUGGUUCAGAAAUAUCCGGAAACUACGAGAUGCAGGCACUAAUAAUGGGACAGCAGUUGAGGCCAUUAUCCGUGAAGAUUAUAGAAACGAUAGACUUACAACCGUUACCCAAGCUGAGAAGCAUCGAAUUUGUCUGGAAUUACUAAAGACUUGCACACCGGUUAAAGAUAUUGAUGAUCGAAAUAGAUAUAAAGUUAAUGAUGUCAAAACCUGCUUAAACUCACCAGAAUCGAUACAAUACCUCCAAAAUUUAGUACCAAAAAUGGCUCGGGUUUUUGAUAAUACAGACGCAUCUCGUAGUGCUAAAAAAUCUGGUUUAAAAUCGGAUAAAGCGAAACUUGGUUUAUUAAAUUCAGCACUUUCUGCAAUCUAUGGGGUAAAGUUUAAAACUACUAAUAAUAAAAAUACGCAUUACCAUCUAAUUGGAGCAUUUGACAAUGAGGAUGCCCCCAAAUUACCACCAUAUCAAACGGGCGAAGAUUGGGAGAAUGGAGAAGAUUGGCGGUAUUCUUAUAGUAAACUCUCAUCCGAUGAAUUAGAAACCUCUUCCAAUUCUAUCAUACAAGAUACUCAGGAUCUAUUUGAUAUCUGUUAA
This is a messenger RNA of Paraglomus occultum, 864 nucleotides long. The record is from the annotation of a GenBank genome assembly. NCBI's taxonomy places the organism in Eukaryota, Fungi, Glomeromycota, Glomeromycetes, Paraglomerales, Paraglomeraceae.